This is a messenger RNA of Motacilla alba alba, 2485 nucleotides long. Its product is annotated as serum amyloid P-component-like. The transcript is spliced from 2 exons. The record is from RefSeq and is a predicted model, not a curated record. Bases 1777 to 2460 code for a protein of 227 amino acids. Lineage: Eukaryota; Metazoa; Chordata; Aves; Passeriformes; Motacillidae. Gene Ontology annotation, molecular function: complement component C1q complex binding. Gene Ontology annotation, biological process: innate immune response.
CUCCGGGAAUGCCGAGCUCCGGGGCUGCCGAGCUCCGGGAAUGCCGAGCUCCGGGACUACCGAGAUCCGGGAUUGCUGAGAUCCGGGGGCUGCUGAGCUCCGGGACUCCUGAGAUCCAGGGGCUACUGGGCUCCGGGACUGCUGAGAUCCGGGGGCUGCAACGUGGAACCAAACGCACCCACGGCACUGAACGGGGACCCCCAGCACUGAGCCCCGGCCCCCUGGCACCAGACUUGGACCCCUGGCGCCAGAUUUGGAGGCCUGGCACUGAGCCCUGGCCCCCUGGCACCAGACUUGGACCCCUGGAGCCAGACUUGGCACUCUGGAUCCUGGGCACCAACCCUGGCCACUCAGCACUGACCCCUGGCCCCCGCAGCAGCCUCAGACGCCCCAGCACCAGUCCCUGUGCCUCCACCAGUGCCCCCCAGCCUGGCACGUCCCGCACCGGCCUGGGCCACCCAGCACUGCCCCCUGGCCACCCGGCACAAGCCUUGGCACCCUGGCACCUGCCUCUGGGCACUGACCCCCAGCCCCACAGCCCCUGUCCCACACCCAACACUCCCCCAGGAUCCCCCGUUCUGUGCCCUCUGCCCUCUGUCCCCUCCCUUGGGGUCUCAGCCCCCUCUUUGGGGCCGGACCCCCCGACUGCCCGGCACAGAAAGCCCUGGGGUGCCUCAGGCUGCCCGGGGGGUCACCCCAGACUCCUGGGGGAUCUCCGAGGCUCAGCCCUGGUUCCCCCAGCUCCAGGGGAGGAUUUUGGAAGUGAUGGGAUUUUUUCCAUCUCUCCUGACAAGCCAAGAGGAUCCAGUGGGAAUUAAACACAAUGAACACAACUGCCAGAGGCACUCGUCCAGCCCAGUUAAUGCACGGGAUGGGACUGGGCGGUGAUGGGGGGGACGGGAAAUGGGGGUGUGUGCUCCUCGUGCCUCCAAAUUGGCAGAAGUAGUUCCUAAUGAAGCUCUGGAGCCUUCCAGGGGAGAGUGGGGGCAUUUAUACCCAGAGCCCACGAGGGCUGGGCGCGUGCAGUCACGGGUGUGACACGGGCACAGGAGUGGGGACAAUGGGGCUGCUCUGCCUGAGCCAAGCCCUGGAGGAGCUGGGGGCUCAUCCCCGCUAAACUGGGGGAUCGAUCAGUGGGGAAUGAGCCCACAUCGUCCCCAAAACUGGGGAUCCAUCAAACCCCUGCAGGGACUCUACACCCCCAGCCUGGCACCAUCAUUUGGGGCAGGCGAAACCUUCCCCCUUCCCAUCUGCCUGUCCCCUCGGGUCACCAUGGUCACCUGGUGUCCACGGCUCCACCUCUGUCCCCUCAGGCAGGACAGACAGAGCAGAGCCCGGGAUGUGCCCCUGAGCUGUGGCUCAGGGCAGGAGGGAGACGGGAACCUUUCCCUGCACCCCCCGGAUGACCCCAAAUCAAACCACAUCCCGCCAAUGGGGGUUUGCCCACAGCAGGCACACCUGGGGAAGGAAUGUCCGGGGUGUCCCCACCCCAUCACCCAGGUGGACACAAGGCUGGGGUGUCCCUAUCCCCCGAGGGGGGGGGGACAUGCCCAGAGCCCAGCCCCAAGGGGAGCCCCGUGCAGGCGGGUGACCCCAGGUCUUGUGGCACGGCCGCGUGAUGGCAUGAAAUCACCCACCCUGGGCAUGAAAUUGCCCCUCCCGGGCACGCCAGGCUGCUGAGGAUGGGACUGGGGACAUCCCCCCGGCAGUCCCCUCCCCUCCUCGGGCACAUAAACCCGGCGGCAGCGCCGCGCCCGCCCGGCUCCAGCACCGACCAUGGGCCACCUGCAGCUCUGGCUGCCCGUCCUGGCCGGGCUCGUGGGGAUCGUGGCCCAGGAAGACCUGUACCGAAAGGUGUUCGUGUUCCGGAAGGAUCCCAGCGACGCCUUCGUGGUGCUGCAGGCGCAGCUGGAGCAGCCCCUGCGCAACUUCACCGUGUGCCUGCGCUCCUACACCGACCUCACCCGGCCCCACAGCCUCUUCUCCUACGCCACCAAAGCCCAAGACAACGAGAUCCUGCUCUUCAAGCCCAAACCCGAGGAGUACCGCUUCUACGUGGGGGGAAAGUUUGUCACCUUCCGUGUCCCCGAGGGCCGCAGGGAGUGGGAGCACGUCUGUGCCAGCUGGGAAUCUGCCAGCGGCAUCGCCGAGUUCUGGCUCAACGGCAAGCCCUGGCCGAGGAAGGGGCUGCAGAGGGGCUACACGGUGGGGGCCACGGCUGCCAUCCUGCUGGGACAGGAGCAGGACAGCUUCGGUGGUGGCUUUGACCUCUACAACUCCUUCUCCGGGGAGCUGACCGACAUCUACCUGUGGGACACGGGGCUGUCGCCGGAUAAGAUGCGUGCAGCCUUCCUGUCCCUGCGCCUGCCGCCCGCGCUGCUGGCCUGGAACGGCCUCAGCUACGAGGUCAAGGGAGAUGUGGUGGUGAAACCCCGGCUCCGGGAGGUGCUGGGGGCCUGAGGGCUGUGGGGCAGGGGUGGCCUCG